Molecule: messenger RNA, 1723 nt
Organism: Rhododendron vialii
Lineage: Eukaryota; Viridiplantae; Streptophyta; Magnoliopsida; Ericales; Ericaceae
Product: arginine biosynthesis bifunctional protein ArgJ, chloroplastic
Exons: 17
Coding region: 102-1511 (469 amino acids)
Biological process (GO): L-ornithine biosynthetic process; L-arginine biosynthetic process
Molecular function (GO): L-glutamate N-acetyltransferase activity, acting on acetyl-L-ornithine as donor; L-glutamate N-acetyltransferase activity, acting on acetyl-CoA as donor
Source: RefSeq, a predicted model, not a curated record
AAAAAUACAGUAAAUCACAAAAAUUCAAUAAAUAUUCCGAGUUUGCAAAACCCUGGUAGGAGUAGUACUUACUCUCAACGGUCAAAACAUACAGCAGAACAAUGCCUGCCUCCGUCGCACAGUACGUCUCGAUCAGAUUCUCUGGAUUCAACAGCCGUAAGAGCUUAAACUCAGUUGGCUAUUCGCGGAGAGAUUUAAGGGUAUUCGCAGUUGCGUCGACUGCAAACGAGGCCUGGAAUUACAUACCAGCAGCUCCAAUAUAUCUGCCCGAAGGGCCAUGGAAGCAGAUUCCAGGUGGAGUUACUGCUGCGAAUGGAUUCAAAGCUGCAGGAAUGUAUGGCGGAUUGCGUGCUAAAGGAGAGAAGCCUGAUCUAGCCCUUGUUACUUGUGAUGUAGAUGCCAUAUCUGCAGGGGCCUUUACAACUAAUGUGGUCGCCGCUGCUCCGGUAGUCUACUGCAAAAAAGCAUUAGACACUUCAACUACGGCCCGUGCGGUGUUAAUAAAUGCUGGUCAAGCAAAUGCAGCAACAGGUGAUGUUGGUUACCAGGAUGUGAUAGAAUGUUCAAGUGCCCUUGCUAAGCUACUCGAACUGAAGCCAGAGGAAGUAUUGAUUGAAUCUACCGGGGUAAUUGGUCAAAGAAUAAAGAAGGAGGCUCUUCUCAGUUCACUUCCAAAACUAGUUAAUCUGACGUCGUCAACUAUUGAGGGAGCAGAUUCUGCAGCAGUAGCAAUUACAACAACUGACCUUGUCAGCAAGAGUGUGGCAGUUGAGUCUGAGGUCGGAGGUACUCGGAUAAGGAUUGGGGGAAUGGCAAAAGGUUCUGGUAUGAUCCACCCUAACAUGGCCACAAUGCUUGGUGUUAUAACAACUGACGCCUUGGUUACCAGUACCGUUUGGAGAAAGAUGGUGCAGGUUGCUGUUAGCCGAAGUUUUAACCAAAUUACUGUAGACGGAGACACUAGUACAAACGAUGCUGUCAUUGCAUUGGCAAGUGGGUUAUCUGGAUCAAACAUGAUUUCUUCUUUGAACAGUUCUGAGGCAAAACAGUUGCAACAGUGUCUGGAUGCAGUAAUGCAAGGUCUUGCAAAAUCAAUAGCUUGGGAUGGAGAAGGAGCAACGUGCCUGAUUGAGGUCACGGUAACUGGUGCAGGCAGUGAAACUGAAGCAGCAAAAGUUGCACGUUCAGUGGCUUCUUCUUCGCUUACCAAGGCUGCGGUAUAUGGUAGGGAUCCAAAUUGGGGACGCAUUGCCUGUGCAGCUGGAUAUGCAGGGAUUCCUUUCGAUGCAAAUAAGCUCCGUAUAUCACUUGGAGAUAUUUUGCUAAUGGAUGGUGGGCAACCGCUUCCAUUUGACAGGGCUUCAGCUAGUAAUUAUCUCAGAAAGGCUGGCGAGACGCAUGGCACAGUUGAAAUUCAAAUCUCUAUUGGUGAUGGGCCAGGAAGUGGGUUAGCCUGGGGCUGUGAUUUAAGUUAUGACUACGUCAAAAUAAAUGCUGAAUACACAACAUAGGCUCGGGUACUCCAGAUGCUCGCUACACCUUUUUACCUCAACUUUCCCUUGUCCUGCUGCUCUGAUUGUAUAAUGUAUCGGCCAAGGUUGCCUUGUUACGAGGUCCAUUAGACCAUAGUCCUUUCCGGAUCCGCAAACUGUCAAUGUUAGAUCCAGAAUAGCUGAUUCUUGGCUCGUUCAGUUCAAUAUAAUACUAGUAUUUAACUGAAAAA